CACGCAGCAUGCUCCCACCUGGCACAAAUUCACCAGAAGCGGGGAGGAGGAGGGGAACGAGGCCCUGCAUCUCUCUCCACAGCCGGUGAAGUCCCCUGGGCUGGGCAGGAGACAGCGAGCGAGUCACCGGCCCCGGCACGGCCCGCGGGGCUCGCCCCAUGCUCCCGCUGCGCGGCCGGGCCGCCCGCGCCGCUCCUCGGCCCCCCGAGCCAGCGCGGCCCGGCGGCUCCGGCGGCAGGGGCGGAUCAGCGGGGCCCGCGCCCCCGUUCCCAAAGGCUCCUCCUCGGCUCCCGGCUCCGCAGCCACCUGUGUGCGCUCCGGGCGGGGCGGGGCCGGGCCGAGCCGCGGGUCCCUCCUCUGCCGGUGCCUGCGGGCGGGCGGGACGGGACGGGACGGGGAGAGGCUCCGGCAGCGCGGCGGGACCCGGCCCAGGGAGAGCCCGGCCCCGGGAAGCGGCGGCGCCGGCAGGUGCCGGGCCGAGGGCAGCGCGUCCCGGCGGGGCAGCGCUCACGGGCAUGGACAAGCUCAACAGGCUGACGGUGCCGGCCGGGGAGAAGUUCAGGAAGCUUCAAAAGAUGGUGCAUGACAUCAAGAAAAAUGAAAGUGGGAUAAUAAACAAGUUCAAAAAGUUCCAAAAUGAACAAGUGGCCUUAAUUUGCAAAACUGGGAAAGAUACUUGGGAUCGCCUUAAAAAAAAACCACCGCCAAGUCUGCCACAAAGGGAUUAUGCUUCAGAACACGCAGACAACGAAGAGGAACAAUGGUCAGAUGAUUUUGACAGUGAUUAUGAAAAUCCAGAUGACCACUCUGACUCUGAGAUGUAUGUGGUCCCCAGUGAAGAGAAUCCUGAUGACAGCUAUGAGCCACCUCCAAGUGAGAAGGAGAAAAAGAAGAUUCCCUCUGCAUUCCCUAUUUCUAGGGGUGAAUAUGCAGACAAUCGCACCAGUCACCAGAAGCUUCCUCCCAUCAACAAACCUCUCCCAAGUACACCCAGUCCAGCCAUGUCCAGACCAAAGAAACCAUGUGUGCCAUCCAUGCCAUUGCCAUCUCCUGCUGCAAAACCAAAAGUGCCACCUAAGCCUAAGGAGUGCAGUGAUGAUGAGGAUAACUACAUUGUGCCCGUGGACAAUGAUGAUGAUAACUAUAUUGAACCCACAGAAGGUAGCAUGUCACUACCUACAAGAUCACCUGUGAACAGAUUUAUGAAGACAACAAAACCAGCCCCCCCUAUUUCUCCAAAGCCUUCUCUUCCUUCUGUUAUGCAAGAAGUCUACGAGGUUCCUGAAGAAGAGGAAGAACCGUCACCACCACCACCAGUAACCAGAUUCACCAAGCCACUCAUGUUUAUUCCUGCUCAGAAUACAGAGCACUCCCACAUGCUCAGCAUGACCAGAGAGUCACCUAAGCAGGAUAACUCCAGAAAUAUUUUGCCUCUCCCCAGAAGUCGUCUUCAUCCAAAAACAGACCAUGAAGCCAACAAUAAUGAUGAAAGUCAGAGGUUCAAUAACACACAAGAAUCCAGAUUUCCCACUGGUGCAGCUCCAUCUCCAUUACCAAGGGGCCUCAAGAAAGCUUCUAAUGCAGUAAUUUCACCGAAACCGUGUUUACCUUCCAGAGAGAACUUAACUGCAAAUGAAGAAAAACCUAUGGCACCAGACCGACGGCGCAAUUCCAGCCAGGAACUUCCACUUCCCCCCCUUCCAAGUGGUGCCCAAAAGCCUCUUCUGCUCCAAAAGCCCUCAGUUCUGCCAAAAGUGCCAGAAGCUGCAAACCGUUCUCUAGGUGCUUCCCCUCCCAGCAGCACUUCAUCUAUUUCAAGUUCUGCAGACCAGGAUGCUGGUGUUCACAGUAAAGCAUGGUAUGCUGCUGCCUGUGAUAGGAAAAUGGCAGAAGAUGCAUUGUACCGAUCAAACAAGGAUGGAUCUUUUCUAAUAAGGAAGAGUUCUGGGCAGGACUCACGGCAGCCAUAUACACUGGUUGUAUUUUACAACAGAAGAGUGUACAACAUUCCUAUACGAUUUAUUGAAUCAACAAGGCAAUAUGCACUGGGCAGAGAAAAAAGUGGUGAAGAGCGCUUCGACAGUGUUGCUGAAAUUGUAGAAAACCAUCAGCGCACCUCCCUAGUUCUAAUUGACAGCCAAAACAACACAAAAGACUCAACAAAACUGAAAUAUAUUGUAAGAGUUUCUUAAUCGAAUUGAACUGCUGAAAUGAAGACCUCUUUAAUAAUUUCUUUUGAAAUACUGAGAUGUGGACAAGGUAUUAAAAGAAGAAAAUCAAAAUUAUGGGAAACACUCUUCAAGAGCACCUACAUAGUAAGAAAUGCAUUUCAUAGAGUUCAACCCCACGUCUCUUUUAUCAGGAAAGUUUAACACAGGAAGUCAAAGCAGAUACACUGUCAUCUGUGACAACAUGGGUAUCCAAAGUCAUGGGAAUAACAACUGCAUACCACAGCCCGGUCCUCUGACUGCUGUUUGAAGACAGAUUUCUUGAAGGACGUUUUCGUUUUAAAAAUGAGAAUACCCACAGUGAUCUACUCUUUCAGUUUAUGUUUAUCAUGUAUCACUGCUUUCAGCAAUUUCUUUGUAAAGUGCACAGCCCCAGAAAUUAGAGCAACUUGACCUAAUGUACCACUGUGCACAAGUUGAAAAUAGGACUGUGCUUUGUGAAUAGUGGCAAUAAAUCCACCUGAAUGUUUUAGAUUUAUGGACUUGUGUUGUACUUUCCCUCAGCUUCACCCUGUUUCACUGAUAUUUUUGUUUGUAUUUUCAAAUGUACAAAUAAAAUUUGAUAAUACUGUAAACUCAGUAGUGUAUGGAGAGUUUGCUGGACUGCAUUUCUGGCACCCUUCCAGCAAGAAAGCAUCAGUUCAUUAGUGUUGAUGUUUUAAUGUAUAUAUUUGUAUGUGCUCCUUCACAAUGUUAUGAAAAAGUAUCACUUUUUACAACUUUAUCUCAUAUAUUACGCACAUAUUGCGCUCAUAUAUAUUGCACAGACACAUAAUUUGGCUUAAUAACUCUCAAAUCUUUUGUCUUCAAAUUGCCUACUGCUGAUGACCCAGGUGCACUGCAUCAUUGCUAAACUAAUUACUCGCUCACUUCUUGCUGAAUUACUGCUUAUGGAGACACACACAGGAAAAAAACCACUUUUUAUGUUAUAGCCUGUUCUAUCACAGUGGUUUACUUACUAUAAUAUUAUGAACAAAGUUAACUUCCACAAAUAUUCAAGUGGUAAAAAUGAAUUUGAUGAAUGUAUAAAUUGCAUCAAUGAAAAAUUUCUAGAAGCAAUUGUUAACUAGUUCUAGCAGUGUUUGAUUUCAGUAGACCUGAAGACUCCAUCUUAAAGGUAAUUUCCAAAACUGACACUUUAUACACACUUAGUUGGUUCUUUUUGUUCUAAAUUAAGCAGUGUUCUCUAGGAUUAUAUUCAAGGCAUUAAAGGCAAGACUGAGUCAAGACCUGCAAAGUCUCAGCAAAUCACUUAGGGCCAAAGGAUGGCUGAAUUCUGUAAAUACCUUCUUGUGCUUUCGAUCAGUUACUUCUAAAAGUCAUGCAACUGUCUUCUAGAAAGAACUGUAUGCCAGUAGGAUGCUCAGCACAUGGCUACCUACAUACCAGCUUCUUCCCUCUGCAAAACAGGCAACACUUACCAAAUGUGAUGUGAGAACACACUGGCAAGUAAGAAACAAUGCAUACAGACUACACAAGCCUACAUAUGACAGACCAUCACAGUACUACAUAAGGGCUAUGUGUAGUAUAUUGCUUAGUUGAUAUUAGUUUUAUAUUUAACACUAUGCCUAAUACUUCUGAAAUGUUUAGAACAUUAAGAUUGCCACGACAAAGUGUAAAAAUUAACACAAAAGUAGUGUCUGCAAGCUUUAUUUACUCUUUCUAUAUGUGUACUAUUAUAUUAUUUAGCUACUUUAAGCAUCACUUUAGAAGCUAUUUCAAGCAAUACUCACAAUGGAAGUACUCUGAAAAAGUAGCCACUGAAUAUUUAACUUCCUAUGCAUUCAUGUAGUCCUUGCCUUUCACUCCUGUACUGCACAGUAUUUAAACUUGGUACUAAUUGUCUGUCUGGUAACCUUUCUGUGCUGCUCCUCAAAAUCUCUAGAUUCUUCAAACAUUCUUUCCAAGUUAAGUGUGCAGUAUAUCCAUCAUUCUAGAACUGGGGAAGAAAAAAUAGUGUGAACAAGGGAAAUUCAAGUGUAUAUCUUUAAUACAAGAGUCUAGGUAUCACUUUUUUAAGGCAAUUAGCACUGAGCCCUUUAAAGCACUGCUGCUCCUGCCCCUCAGCUCUAAGUGCUCAGCACUGCAUGUAAUAUUGUGGUUGACCUACCAAUAACAAAUAUGCUCUAGAUGAAGGGGCCACUUACCUUCAUCCUCACACCUUACUUUACUAUUUAUCCAUGUUCUACAUGAUUAUAGGGCUACCUUAUAAUUUUGACAACAAAACAAGGCAGGGAGCUGAUAGGCAACACAACCUUCCACAGAAUAAUCCAAUCAGCCUGAAAUGAGAACUUCUUAGACACACACAGAAACACACUACUGUAUUAUCACCUACUUUAUUACACUUGGUGUUUUGUACAGGAACAAAGGCAGCAGACUGGUUACUCUGCUUUCCAUACUUGAGCUAGAUCUGUUAUAGCUUGGCAGGACUGUGGUGCAGACAUAUUUUGAAACACCGUUUUACCUGGAGAAGGUUUAAAAGGAAGUUUCAGGUAUAGGAUUGUACCAAGUUACCAUUUCCUACAUUCUGGACAUAAAAUAAAUUGUUGCUCAGGAUGAAGCCUGCUGAGUUAAAAAUCCCAGUGCUGUGGGCUGAAAAGCCAUUUCAGAAUGCAGGAAAUGGUGACUUAGUGUGGCUGUUGCAGUGGCAGCAGUCACCUUAAUUCCACCAUGUGUAUGCUACAGGUAACAGGUAUAUCAAAUCUGACCUGACAGACACAGCAACACACCUCUCCCCUCAUCUUUCUUUGAUAUUGUUAGCUAAUUUCCCUUCCAUAUAAGUUGUCAUUCACUGAAUAGCUAAAACAAAACAAAAAACCAACCAAACAAACAAACAAAAACCAAAAAAAAAAACCACCCACCAAAAAACACACAC
This is a messenger RNA of Motacilla alba alba, 5103 nucleotides long. It is a transcript of the gene BLNK, whose product is annotated as B cell linker. The record is from RefSeq and is a predicted model, not a curated record. Bases 159 to 2192 code for a protein of 677 amino acids. Gene Ontology annotation, biological process: intracellular signal transduction; cell surface receptor protein tyrosine kinase signaling pathway. NCBI's taxonomy places the organism in Eukaryota, Metazoa, Chordata, Aves, Passeriformes, Motacillidae. The transcript has 23 exons. Gene Ontology annotation, cellular component: cytoplasm.